UCUCUUUCUCGCGAUCUAAAUAUUUCCGCUCCGACGGACCCCAAGGCCGAGCCACCCACCCGCCCCCGCGACCAUGGACAUGCGGGCCCUCAACUUGAAGGCCGCCGGGCCCUCCUUCCUCGCGCCGCGGCGCCACCCGCCGGCGACCUGGGCGCCCCUCCCCGCCGGGGAGAUCGGGAGGAGGCGGCAGCCGGCGCGGUGGCCCAAGCUGGCGGUGAGCGCGUCGGGGAAGAAGAGCAGGAACGGCCGCGACGGGGACGACCCCAAGAGCAAGCCCUCCUCUUCCGAAUUGUGGUUUCUCAAUGCAGGAAAAGGUGAUGCAUCUACUCCCAUUGGAGAUGAUGAUGCCGAUGCAGUAAGCCAAAAUCAUGGCGAACUGAAAUCCAGUGACACCAUGUAUGUACCAAGCAACCUGUCAUAUUGGCGAGAUGUCAGAGCAAGCUUUGUGAUUCCAAAGUCGGAGCAAGCAGUCGAUGUAAAUACACUACCACAAACAUCAUUCGAUGGACCAGUACACUGUCUUCCUCGGAAAUGGGCCCAUUCUAUUUCUGCGCCAGAGUCUGGCUGUGUGCUGGUCGCCACGGAAGAGCUUGACGGGAACGGUACCUUUGAAAGAACCGUCAUCCUCCUCCUCAAACUAGGUUCGAGAGACGCCUAUGACGGUCCAUUCGGCGUCAUCCUGAACCGGCCACUCUACACGAAGAUGAAACACGUGAACCCAUCCUUCCGCGACCAGGCGACGCCUUUCGGCGACUGCUCCCUCUUCUUCGGAGGCCCCGUCGACAUGAGCAUAUUCCUGAUGAGGACCAACGAAGGCAGGCCCAUCAAGGGGUUCGAGGAGGUAGCCCCGGGCGUGUGCUUCGGUUUCAGAACGGACCUGCAGAAGGUCGGUCACCUGAUGAAGAACGGGGCGCUCAGCCCUGAUGACCUCAAGUUCUACGUCGGGUACUCCGCCUGGGACCACGACCAGCUGCUGAGCGAGAUCGACGCGGGGUACUGGGUCGUCACCUCCUGCAGCUCGGGCCUGAUCACCGACGCGCUGACGACGGACCCUUCUUGCCUGUGGAGCGAGGUGCUGCAGCUGAUGGGAGGCCAGUACGCGGAGCUGAGUCAGAAACCGAAGGAAGAUGGCGCGUGAACUCGGGUAUGUUGCGGCUCAGGCACGGUUUGCAGCAAACUCUGUUGUUGUUCGAUUUGUACAUAAUUUGAGUAAUCUCGUCUGGUCACUGUCCUGUUCGUCACGUGCGGAGACUGUUUUUGUUUUCGUGGCGCUAUGAUCAAUAAUACGUUUGCUGUUGGUGGGUGCACAA
Molecule: messenger RNA, 1310 nt
Organism: Aegilops tauschii subsp. strangulata
Lineage: Eukaryota; Viridiplantae; Streptophyta; Magnoliopsida; Poales; Poaceae
Source: RefSeq, a predicted model, not a curated record